CCAAGCAGAUGUGGUGUGCUAGAAAUAGCUGCACUGCAAUGAAGUUCUCUUUUCGCAUUGGCUCUGUAUAACCUGCUCCAAUGGCCCUCCAGUGGUCUUCACAGGAUGGCUGCAAUCGUGCUCACUUCCUCCUCUCCACCUCGCGCCUUCGCCCGCUCUCCCUCUCCUGCUGAGUCCUCAUCUCCUCUACCUUCGCCAAGCGCUCUUUUCCGAGAUGAUGGCUUUAAGAGGUUCAAGUCCGCCGACAAGGCACGAGAUAGCUUCUCGAGCGGUUUCACCAGUGCACGAUCUCUUCUGGCUACAAAAGUUGGCGCGGAGAAUCUACCAUUGCGGUCUUCUCCCGGAAAAGACAAAUUUAAGCCACCAGCCUCUUCUCCUUCCCUGACAAAGAACGCUACUCCUCCCCGGUUGAGGUUCGUAGGAGAGAAAAAGAGCUCGCAGCAUGACAACACUGCAAAGUCUGUGGGGCUGAUGCGAAAGGCCCAGGCCCCUUUGCCCAAGCCAAAUGUCCAAGAGCUUAACAAUAUAUUCGACUUCCCUGAGGAUGACCAUGACGAGGAAGCCCUUGAUAUGGAAUUACCUGAGGCGAAAGGAGAUGUGAGCCCAUUGCCCUUGGAAAAGGCCAUACCCCGGCGAAUGGACUGGACUCCGACGAGGUCCAGUCCCACGGCUUUGACGGCCACUCAAGAUUCCGCAAUCCAGCCUACAAACUUCUCUAAAAGCCUCCAAACCUUCACCUUCCCUGGUGGGAAGGCCGAUGUUGGGCUUCAGAAUGUAGCCACGAAGGUCGAUGUCAAUGGCGAGGCGAUGAAGCGGAGACGCAUUGAGCUCGUUGCGACCAAUCAGCCACAUGGAGAACCUAUAUUACCACCACUUAAGGCAGAUCAGACCAAAGAUUCUGCAAAGGGUGGGAGCAGAAAGAGAAAGAAGUCUCCAGCCAAAAAGCCUCUAACGAUUACUGGAUUGGCUACCUCGCAUUAUGGCGAAGAGCAUCGGACAGGUCGAAAGCUAGCGCCUAUGAUGGAAUAUCUCGCUUCAACACAAGCCAAUGCUGGGCGGGAGCCAGAGACUGUCGUUGAGAUGCCUACUAACAAGGCAUCGAAAGCACUGGCAAAGAAACCUCGAACGGCCAAAAAGGCUGUCCAGAAGAGUCGAUUACAAUCUCCGAACUCUGUUAUGAAAACCGUUGAGAGCCAGGAGUUUCUCUUUGGUUCGGCAAGCCAACUGGCUCGGGAAGAGUCUCCUACACUGCUUCGAGACACCUUAGAGGCCAUCAAACAGUCGGAAGUUUGUCUGUCUUCCGACCCAAUAUCUCCACAGCGCACGCAGCCAUUCUCGAUAGAGUCCACCUCACCUCAAGCUCGUCAAGGCACAGUACGGUUUGUCAGAAAAAGAAAUCUGUGGAACGCUGCAGGACGUGAUGAAGACAACGCCCUCUUGCAUGUCGAAACCAUCAAUCUUGUUGAGUCUCCCGCAGUGCGCGAAGCUCUUGCGGGAAAGGAUGUGCUUGUACAACCAGGUGGACCCAUGCCCCCAGGUAUCGGUGGUAUUCAGCAAGAAUCUACCAGUUUUCAGAUGCAACAGACUCCCAUCAUCAACAGAGGCGGCACAUUGCUCGAUAUAGAUGAAAUUAUCACGCCCGGGUUACGAACUAGCGGCUCAUUGUGUUCACUUCCUCAGGCCAGGUCCUUCCAUACGUCGACAUCUGUGCAACAACCCCGAAGACAGACUCCGCCUGUGGAGGACGUCGCACCACCGCCAGCUAAUCCACCGCCAGCUAAUCCACCAAAGCCGAACCUGACCAAGGCAAAGACUGCACCUCCUAGACCAUCCUAUGCUGGAUUCUCGACCCAUGACUUACAAAAGCAGAUAUCAGCGUACGGAUUCAAGGCUGUCAAGAAUCGUGACAAGAUGAUAGAAUUGCUCAACCAGUGUUGGGAAGACAAACAUGGUCCUUCACCCGACCAUGACACCAACGAGGUGCCUGCCGAGACCCUGACACAUGGUGACUUCCUUAGCAAAGUCCACGAUAUUGCUGCGCGACCAGUUCCGAGGGUGAAGAAAACACGGAAACGAAAAUCGGAAGAUGCUGGAACCAAGACCCCUAAGGAGCCAAAGAAGCGAAAGAAAGCAUCACCAAAGGCCAAAGACCCUGCCGAGAAAGCAACGAAGGCUAAACCAUCUCGAAAGCCGAAGCAAACGACGAAAUCUUUGUCUGAAGAGUUCGUCAUGGACGUAGACGACAUUGACGAUUCGAACGCUAAGGCGAAUGUUCCCAGCAAACCACCAGAAGAUGCUCCUGAGCCUGCAGUAAAGAAGAAGAGGACCCCGAAGAAGAAAGCAAAAGCAAAGGAAGAGACGAAGAAACCAGCAACACCUCCACCGACACUGCCUUUGAUCAGUGUAUCUUCUCCGCCAGCUUUUGAGACCGUCGAAUCCAAGCCACCUGCUCAAGAACUGAUAGUAGCAGGAAGCGAGUCUUCUCGUCUGCAGGAUAUAGACGAUUCUCUGGCCGAUCCAGAUGUCACCCUCACGCCGAGCCAAACGCCACCUUUGCCCGAUAUCAACAUUCAAAUUGCUGCUGCUAUUGAGUUUGAGAGUAAGCUUCACUCGGCAGCUUCGACUGCAGACACGAGAAUUCAUGUCACCAACCCAACGUGGCACGAAAAGAUCUUGAUGUACGACCCAAUCGUGCUGGAAGAUUUGACGCGGUGGCUCAACACCGAGGGGUUCAAGGCGAUUAACGAAGAUCGAGAGGUCAACGCAAUUGUAGUCCGGACCUGGUGUGAGCAGAACGGCGUGUGUUGUUUGUGGAAAGGAGGGUGGAGAGGGAGAAGAAAGGGAGGCGAUGGGGAGGGAUGAUAUAUCUCGCAGAUCAAUUAGUGACGAUGAGGCAUUCUGGACUCGGGUUAUCGUCAAUCCCGCGUCUGUUCUGUCUUUCCUGUAGACUUUUGCAAGCGUUUAAGCCUGGUGCUUUUUGCGUUCUCGGGGAGACUCUGAUCCUUUGGUGUGGCCCCCUCGGCCUUAGAGAGGAUAUGGGAGACUGUAGGCGUUCUACUAUUGAUACGAAAUAUGAAGCAUGAGCAUGAAAACGAAGACG
Molecule: messenger RNA, 3100 nt
Organism: Exophiala xenobiotica
Lineage: Eukaryota; Fungi; Ascomycota; Eurotiomycetes; Chaetothyriales; Herpotrichiellaceae
Exons: 1
Coding region: 106-2862 (918 amino acids)
Biological process (GO): DNA repair; DNA replication
Cellular component (GO): nucleus; Slx1-Slx4 complex
Molecular function (GO): 5'-flap endonuclease activity
Source: RefSeq, a predicted model, not a curated record